This is a messenger RNA of Onychomys torridus (southern grasshopper mouse), 1604 nucleotides long. It is a transcript of the gene Adamtsl5, whose product is annotated as ADAMTS like 5. Bases 1 to 1458 code for a protein of 485 amino acids. Gene Ontology annotation, biological process: extracellular matrix organization. NCBI's taxonomy places the organism in Eukaryota, Metazoa, Chordata, Mammalia, Rodentia, Cricetidae. Gene Ontology annotation, molecular function: protein binding; metalloendopeptidase activity. The record is from RefSeq and is a predicted model, not a curated record. Gene Ontology annotation, cellular component: extracellular matrix. The transcript has 11 exons.
AUGUUGGUGCCCAUCCCCCCCCCUCCCCGGAGGUCAGAACUGGACGUCACCUUGAUCUUGGUGUUGCGGCGUCUUCCGCUCUUGCUGUGGACCCUCCUGAGCUGUGAUGUGGGGGGGACUGCUCAGGGUCCGGGGGAGUGGACGCCCUGGGGCUCCUGGAGCAGGUGCUCCAGCUCGUGCGGCCGGGGCGUCUCGGUGCGCAGCCGCCGCUGCGUCCGACUUCCGGGAGCGGAGCCCUGCGCGGGGGACAGCCACGCGUACCGGGAGUGCCGGCUGCCGGACUGCCCCCCAGGGGCGGUGCCCUUCCGGGACCUGCAGUGCGCUCUCUACAACGGCCACCCGGUCCUGGGCGCCCAGGAGGCCUACCAGUGGGUGCCCUUCCACGGCGCACCCAACCUGUGUGACCUCAACUGCCUGGCUGAGGGCCACGCCUUCUACCAUAGCUUCGGGCGCGUGCUGGACGGCACCCCCUGCGGGCCCGGGGCGCCCGGCCUCUGCGUAGCGGGCCGCUGUCUGAGCGCCGGCUGCGACGGGCUGCUGGGCUCCGGCGCCCUCGAGGACCGCUGCGGCCUCUGCGGUGGCGCCAACGACUCGUGCCUGUUCGUGCAGCGCGUGUUCCGCGACGCGGGUGCCUUCGCUGGCUACUGGAACGUGACUCUCAUCCCCGAAGGCGCCAGGCACAUCCGCGUGGCCCAGCGCAGCCACAACCACCUGGCGCUGGUGGCCCGCGACGGGCGGUACGUGCUCGGCGGCGGCGGCGAGGGGGUGCCCAGCCUGCCUGGCACCUAUGAGGCUGCGGGCACCCGCGUGGUCUACACCCGCGGGGCGGGCCCCGAGGAGACUCUGCAGGCGACCGGGCCCACCUCCCAGGAGCUGCUGUUGCAGGUGCUGCUGCGGGAGCCCAAUCCAGGCGUGCACUUCGAGUUCUGGCUGCCCCGGGAGCGCUACGGUCCCUUCCAGGCGCAGGCGCAGGCCCUGGGCUGGCCCCUGCGACAGCCUCAGCCUCGGGAGGUGGAGCCGCAGCCUGCAGACACCCCUGUGGUCCCCGAGGCCAUCCCUGCCCGGGUUGCAUCCCUGACGCCAGACCCCUGCGGGCCAUGCCCUGACAGCAGGGGCCGCGCACACCGGCUUCUGCAUUACUGUGGCAGCGACUUUGUGUUCCAGGCCCGAGUGCUGGGCCGCCACCAGCAGGCCGAGGAGACCCGCUAUGAGGUGCGUGUCCUGCUCAUCUACAAAACCCAUUCACCGCUGCGCACUCGAGAGUAUGUGUGGGCGCCAGGCCCCUGCCCCUGCCCACCACUGGCCCCUCAUCGAGAGUACCUACUGGCUGUCAGGCGACUGGUCAGCCCUGAUGGCACACAGGACCGGCUACUGCUGCCCCACGCUGGCUAUGCUCGGCUCUGGAGUCCUGCAGAGGACAGCCGAGUUCGCCUGGCUGCUCGGCGCUGUCCGGUCUAAACCUCCCGCCGUCUGAGCUCACCAGCUUCUUCUGCUGCUGUCACGUGACUCAGAAAAACCUCCCACCAGGAUAUUUCGAGACACGAUCUCUCUGUUUGUAACCUUGGCUGGCGUGGACUCGCUGGAUAGACCAGGCUGGCCUUGAA